Messenger RNA from Rhizophagus irregularis DAOM 181602=DAOM 197198, 1235 nucleotides. RefSeq lists its product as uncharacterized. Lineage: Eukaryota; Fungi; Glomeromycota; Glomeromycetes; Glomerales; Glomeraceae. The record is from RefSeq and is a predicted model, not a curated record.
AGAUUAUGCAAAAUAAGUAUACUUUACUAACCGAUGAUUUCCGAAAUCAGUAUCACAGAUUUUCUUAUGAUACAUAGAUCAGUCGCCGCAGUAAAAAUAGAUAUUUAAAUGUGUAGCAUAGCUGUUCACUUUUGAAAUGUCCACAAUACUCAGCCAUGUCUUAUCAAACAUUCCACCCGGAUACAGGAACAACUGUUGUUCCUAUCGGUAGACAUAGCGAAAGCGACCGAACUUCUGAAGAAAUUACAGAUAAUGAGAACAGGUUAUAUCCUUUCGGAAAACCAGUAUUCUUAAGUGGUUUAUCGGUUCAAAUGGCAUUCGUUCGCAAAGUUUGGGCAAUUUUUACUAGCGAACUUCUAGUGGUUACCAUCACGACGGCCCUACUCCUUUAUAACGAACUAAAAUAUUAUAAUGAAUGGAUUCUGGGGGCUUCAGUCGUCGUGUCGUUGCUCUUAUUGAUCACUUUAACAUACAAAUCAAACGAUGAUUUUCAACCACCUUGGUAUUUCGUUAUAUUAUACACAUGUUUAAAUGCUUAUAUUAUCGGUAUACUUGUUUCUGUUUUUCAAUUUACUUUUAUACUUGAUACAUUAAUUUUGAUGUUGGCGGCAGGUCUUUCAGUACUUGCGUUUACAAAUCAAAAAACUUAUAAAUUCAGAGCGAAAGAACCUUUAAUUCUCAUUUCGGUGGUAAUUAUUAUCAUCUCUUCAAUACUUCAUCCUUGGGUGUUUAAUUUUUCCGACUUGAUCCCUGCAUUUAUCCUUGCAUUGUUAUUGAGUCUAUACUUUAUUUUGGAUACUUGGUAUUUAAUGAGACAAAUGAGCAAAGACGAGUAUUGGGGUGCAAGCAUGCAAUUAUAUUUGGAUUUGAUUAUUCCAUUUAGAAUAAUCCAUCAUAUGUGCGAACUUACGGCAGAAUACGGGGAUGACGAUUGAAGAUUUCAAUGGGUUUACCAACUUAUUAGCAUCUGUAAAGGAAUUUCUGCGAAUCAUAAUUGGGAUACAUUACAUACAUUAAUAGGGCCAAAAUUUGUAAGUUUACUUCAAACUUGCUAAUAUUGCAAAUAGUAAUUUGCAUAAUUCAGACAAUUAAAAUUAUCUGCUUAAUUGGGCAAGUAGAAUCCAUCUGAAAUUGAAUAGAUUAUAAAUAAUUUAUUAUUAAAUUUAUUACAUAUAAACUAUAUUUAUAUAAAUAUUAAUAUAGCAAUCUUUAAUAAAUAUAACUUAUACAUUAAU